Messenger RNA from Aspergillus homomorphus CBS 101889, 1432 nucleotides. RefSeq lists its product as uncharacterized. The transcript is spliced from 2 exons. The coding region runs from base 281 to 1234 and encodes 317 amino acids. The record is from RefSeq and is a predicted model, not a curated record. Lineage: Eukaryota; Fungi; Ascomycota; Eurotiomycetes; Eurotiales; Aspergillaceae.
CCCAUAGGCAAUUAAAGCCACCGUUCGCAGGCCACUAAGGCGUUAGGGGAACGGGCUUAGUGUCGCAUUCCCGUCCAUCCCUGGAUUCCCGCGAGUCAGAGAACUGUUCGGAAAUCUGACACUGACUUUCUGCCGGACGUGUUCCGUCGAAGGUUUAAUUAAAAACAAAAAUCCAUUUCCUUUUGCGCCCAAAAGAGAAGAAAUAAACAACCCAAAGAGAGAUCGGAAAAGAAAGCUUGGGGCCCCGAUCCAGCCAAUUUCCUUCAUUCACAUCACCGCCAUGGACAGCAAUCCUCCCGGCUUCCCGACUGCGAUGCAGCAGACCGCGGCUUUUCCUGUCACUACUCAAAGUCCCCAACAGUUCCCUUACUAUCCGAAUGCUAUGCCCUCAUUUCCCCAGCCUAAGAAUACACCUCCCUCCCAUAUGACUCCCCAGCAACAACAGCUACCGCAUUCUUUCAAUGCCAUGCCUCUGCAGGCCGGCCCCGGUGGAGCAAUGAUGCCGUCUGGCUUUCCCCAGCAUUCACAAGCAGGACCCCACGCCAACUUCACGGCGCCAUUUGCCCAGCCACCUGUCCCGACUUCGAUGGGCCAGUUUAUCCCUCCCCAAGCGACUUCAGCUGCUGCGGUUCCUGGGACUGCUGCACAGUCAUUCUCCUCCAAUAUGGCCUCAAUCUCCGCGAACAAUAUGAUUUCCGCGCAACAACCGAGACCGACCCCCCAGCCCAAUUCAGUGCCAAAUUCGUCCUCCGCCCCCCAGUCGCCUGCCGCGGCUGCUCGGGAGAAAGCCCGCGUCUCGAUUCUCUUGGAGAUAAAUUCGAUGUUGCUGCAGGAAGUCAUGAAUCUUCAGGCAGCGGGCAAGGCUGGAGUCCCGCCUACGCAGCAGGGCUCUCAAGAGUCUAACCCGUCCCCGACGUCGGAGCAGACUCCCGACAAAUCUGCCCAACGCCCAAGUCCGGAAUAUGUCGAAUGCAUGCGUCGGUUGCAAGCUAACCUGGGCUAUCUCGCAACCGUGGCCGAUCGCGCCAAAAAGUCAGGUGGUGUUGCUCCCAGCGCCCCUGCGAUUUUGACGCCGCCACCGAACAUGCCCUCGAUGAACGAAGUCUACAACCGACUUAGUGAGCUCUUUCCCCGCUCGGCACAGGGUAGCAUAGGGACUUCUCAGCCUAGUCACCAGGCCUUACAAGGCAACGGGCGGCCCAGUCCUUCUCAUGCUACCGAGACAGUUGUCUGAACACCUGCGCCGUGGUAGAGGAAGAAGUCAGGCUCUUUGGCAAUCCUUGAGGGCUCUUGGCGACGGGCGCAAAUGUUGCCCAUUAGAAGACUCCAAUUGAGCGCUUCUGUAACGAAUCGGAAGCUGGGAAGCUGCCCUGUCGCCUCUGUCGCGUACUGGGAGCUAGCAUCGACAAAGAAAGCGAGACGACUGGACUUG